Messenger RNA from Diprion similis, 2061 nucleotides. Its product is annotated as cytochrome P450 9e2-like. The transcript has a single exon. NCBI's taxonomy places the organism in Eukaryota, Metazoa, Arthropoda, Insecta, Hymenoptera, Diprionidae. Bases 269 to 1795 code for a protein of 508 amino acids. The record is from RefSeq and is a predicted model, not a curated record. Gene Ontology annotation, molecular function: heme binding; monooxygenase activity; iron ion binding.
UGCAAGGUCCGUGCGCCUGUGACGUGUUGUUUUGCAGGAUUGCGUGUCGAUUAGCAUACAAGGCCGCCUACCUGUUCCUUGCUACCCAAAGAACCUGCGUUUUCCCUCCCCCAAUGGUUUUCAGUCUUGAUAAAACUCGCCCGGUGAAAUUAAGAGGCUGUAGUAUUCGAGUGCCAAGAUUCGGCGAAAUAUUUCGCGCAGUAUAAUCCCGUCCGUUUUUCCGCAUCAGGUUCAAAUUUCCGAACGAUCGGUGAAUUUUUCUGAAACCAUGGAUUUAGUUUCAACGACACUGUUGCUCCUCGGUAUCGGUGCUUUAUCGGUACUCAUGACCUGGGUUCGAAAAAGAAUUUUUUUCUGGCAGCUGAGGGGCGUCCCGGCCGCAAGCGCAGUGCCAUUUCUGGGUAGUUACAUGCCGUUGUUUUUACGGAGACUGGCGCUACCCGAUUUUCAAAAGUACCUGUACACCAUAGACAUGGAGUCGAAAUACAUAGGAAUGAUGGACUUCAAUACGCCGUCUGUUCUCGUCAGAGAUCCCGAGCUCAUUAAGCAGCUUGGUGUCAAACAGUUCGAAGAGUUUCCGGACCACAAGCCUGUCGUUGGUGAAGCUACCGAUUCGUUCUUCGGGAAAAUGAUGUAUUUUGUGACGGGCAACCGAUGGAAGGAAAUGAACGCCGUGAUUAGACCGGCCUUCACGUCCAGCAAGAUCAAGUUCAUGUCCGAGCUGGUCUCAGAGACCGCGACCGACUUCGUUGCCUACCUUUUGCGACACCCCGAGCAGACUUCGUCGAUAGAAAUGAAAGACGCCUUCACGCGCUUCACCGCUGACGCCAUAGCCACAGCAGCAUUUGGCUUAAGAGUCGAGUGCAUGGAGGACAAAAACAACGCUUUUCACACUUGGGGCAAACAGGCCACGGAUCUCAGCAGUUCCUUGGUUCUGUCAAAAAUUAUUUUAUUCCGAGUUUUUCCGCGGCUAUCGCGCUGGUGGGGCAUGUCCCUGAUCUCUGAAAAGUCGGCUAAGUUCUUCAAGGAUUUUGUCAAGGAAAACUUGGCGAGUAGAAAGAAGCUGAACAUCGCGAGGCCGGAUGUUAUCCACUUGCUUUCGCAGGCCAGUAAGAAAAAUGACGGCAUAGUCAUCACCGUUGACGACGUUAUCGCCCAAUCGUUCAAUUCCUUCUUUGCCGGGUUCGACACCUCAUCGACGCUGAUGUGCUACACCGCCUACGAGCUAGCCGUUAAUCCGGACGUACAGGAUCGUCUUCGGGAUGAGAUUGACCGGUGCUUGCAGGACAACCAUGGAAUCAUAUCGUACGAAUCGCUCAACGGCAUGAAGUAUCUCGAUGCCGUUGUCGCCGAGGCGCUCAGGAAGUAUCCACCGCUGCCAUUCACCGAUAGGAUAUGCCGCAAACCCUUCGAAUUACCUCCUGCUCUUCCCGGGACCGAUUCGUUCACCCUACAACCAAAUAUGGUCGUGUAUUUUCCGAUUUACGCAAUCCAUCACGAUCCAAAGUACUUUCCGGAUCCUGAAAAAUUCGAUCCGGAACGUUUCAGUAAGGUAAACAAAGCCAAAAUCACACCCUAUACUUAUAUACCUUUCGGAGUUGGCCUCAGAAUUUGUUUGGGAGAUCGGUUCGCCUUGAUGAGCGUCAAGCUGAUCCUGACUCAUUUGCUGGCAGAGUUCGUUUUAAAGCCGACUCCGAAAACCCCGAUGCCGCUCAGAUUUUCUAAAAAGUCCUUAACCAUGGGUGUAGAGGAUGGGUUUUGGCUUGAAUUGCUACCGAGAAAAUCGGGUUUUUAAUCAACUAUUCAAAUCCAAGAUAUACCUCCUGAUAUUAUUAUUUUUAUACUUUACUCACAGCCUGAAUUUCAUUCUCACCAAGUACUCCUGGUUUUUUUUCCUCUCUCUCUCUUUUAUUUAACCAUCAAUUCGACCAAAAUGAAUCAUUUUUGCCGGAAAUUAUUUGGAUAUUAAGUUAUUUAUACGUAUGUGCUACAUGUAAUCCAGGAUUUCAUAAUCCCAGAGAACUCAUUUUUUAUCAGUGGCAUAGUUUAUUUUAUAAUUGA